Messenger RNA from Durio zibethinus, 1043 nucleotides. Its product is annotated as transcription factor MYB1-like. Lineage: Eukaryota; Viridiplantae; Streptophyta; Magnoliopsida; Malvales; Malvaceae. The record is from RefSeq and is a predicted model, not a curated record.
AUGGGAAGGAGCCCAUGUUGUUCCAAGGAAGGCCUGAACAGAGGCGCUUGGUCUGUUCUUGAAGACAAAAUCCUUAUAGAUUACAUUAAAGCACAUGGUGAAGGCAGAUGGAGAAAUCUCCCCAAAAGAGCUGGUUUGAACAGAUGUGGGAAAAGUUGUAGGCUUCGCUGGUUGAACUAUUUGAGGCCAGAUAUCAAAAGAGGUAACAUAUCAACAGACGAGGAAGAGCUUAUCAUCAGACUUCACAAACUCCUGGGGAACAGAUGGUCUUUGAUUGCGGGGAGGCUUCCAGGGCGAACAGACAAUGAAAUAAAGAAUUAUUGGAACACCAACUUGGGGAAAAAGGUUCAAGAUCACCAAAACUCAGCAGCAGCAGCAGCUUUGAAACACAAGAAAUCUAAUGGGAGAACUAUGAAGAAAAGUGAGGCGGCCCAACUGGUACCAACUGAUGGUUCGUCCUCAUCACAUGUGGUACUGACAAAGGCAACCAGGUGCUCCAAGGUUUUCGUAAAGCCUCGGUACCCACCAAAAGUUGAUCCUAAUUUUGACAGGAACAGAGAGGCCAAGCCUUCAAAAAAUGGGGAUGGCCAUUGUCCAAUGACUCAAACAUGGGCAUCCACUUCAAUUAAUUGCUUAUUACCCAUAUCCGAAAAUGAAAAGACCAAUAAUAAUUCGUCCGAUUUUAUGCUUGACUUCGACAAUGUGGGAGAGUUUUGUCUGCCAGAUCUUUUAAAUUCCGAUUUUUCUGAUAUAGGUAACCUUAAUUACAACAAUGCUUCGGUGCCUUCACAAGACCAACCUCUCAUUUUCUCCGAGGAAAUGCGACAAGACUGGACCUCCACCCACUACGCUCUAAAUUUGGCUUCGGAUCUCCAAUAUUCUUUGGCUCCAUUUAUUGAAAACUUUGAGGAUUGGCUUGUAAAAUAAGAUAAACAAUGUUACAAUAUGAUCUGCGACUGUUCUACGUCUCAGCUUUUCAGCUCAACUUGUGAAACUAAAUAAUUGUACUAAAUUUCUGUUUCGUGCUGGUCAUUGAGAGUCCC